AUGGCUUCAACCGACAUCCUGACUUUCUCUUCGACUCCGCCGAGGCAGUUUGGGACUUGUAACAUGUCUUCAUCUCCUGCAUUACCAUCACCGAGUAAUCUAUUCAUGAAAAAGCCUCAAAUAUUACGCACUGGCAGCCGGGCAGCACCAAUUCCUCAAAAUCCGACAGCGUCCUUUACGAGUGCAGCGGCGCUUUUCCAGAAGGCCUCGGACAAUCUACAAGGCGCGGAUACCAUUCAACCCUUGACGUUAGCCUCUGUGGAUAUAUAUGAUAUCGACUCUACGGAACCUACGAAGUCUUUAAAGCUCAGGACGAAGAAAGUUGUGGCGAAGAAGGACGAUCCCAGCAAUGACAAGGUGGCGAAGCCAACGCGAAAAUCUGCUGCAAAGAAAGACGAGGGAGAGGAAGUAAAGAAACCGCGCAAGCCACGAGCAAAUAAAAGUGGAGGUGAUCUUGCGGAAAAUGGGGAGGUGAAGAAAGCCCCGAGGAAAUCUCGCGCGAAAAAGGUAGAUGUGGAUGAAAAUGGGGAUGUCCUGGUGAAAGAGAAAACAGUGAGACAGCCGAGGGCGAAAAAGGUAGAUGGAGAUACUCAGACGAAAAUAUCGAAGGGCAAAGUCACAAAGGGCUCGAAGGCGGAAGCGCCCUCGAAAGUUAAGGUUAAAUCUAUAGAUUCAGCUGCGGAGUCCCUUGAUUUUGGAUUGGUUGAAGCCGUGAAGAGACGGACUGCCUGGACUCCGCCACGACCGACUUCCCUGUCUUCAAUAAUGCCAGUUUCUGUGGAUACUCCUGAUACUCCUAGGGGAGGACUUGGUUUACUGGAAUCGGAAGAGAAGACAACAGGGUUCAAAGACCUUCUUGAGAGCUUUGGGUUUACAAAUAGCGACGCACAUCCCAAUGAAAGGAAGGCUCCCGAUGGGGCUGGUACCAGGAAGCGAAAGCUUAUUGAGCUGGCAAACACAAACGUUGGAGACGCCGCAGUAGUAGCAGUGGCGCCCAAACCAAAGGGCCCAAAGAAAAAGGCAAGGACUAUCACAGACCAAGCUACAUCUGCAUAUAGAGAAGAUGAAGCAGAUUUACCUUCACCACCCGCAGCACCUGCACCACUGCUGCAAUACUUUACCUACAAGGAUUCUGCCAAUAAUGACGGCUUUAAAAUCCCAGCGAAACCUCGAGCUAAAAGUCCAGUCAAAAGGGGGUCGAAACCUAAGAAAGGAAGUGCCCAAGCCCCAAUUCUACUUUCGCCAGAAUCAGCUUUAAAACAAGUCGGCAAUCAGGAUUUCGUAUUCGGAACUUCAAGUCAGCUUGCGCGGGAGGAGUCUCCAACAUUCCUUAGAGAUUUACACGAGGCUAUUCAAGCUUCAAAUCAGAUCGAGGAUGAUCCAUUUUCUGAUAUACUUGACAGUUCUUCGCCUUUACCAGUCUUUUCAAGCCGAGGAAAGGCUCUUGCGUCAGCAAAACGAACCCUGUGGUCUGCUGGGGCCCGUGAUACGAGUGGUGAUCUGUUGGAUGUAGAAAUGAUUGAUAUGGUAGACUCGCCAGCCGUCGCAAGAAUGCUCAAGGUCUCUGCUAUGCAGCCCAACGCCACUUCAUUACCCAGUCAUACGGAUGACUGGCUUGAUGUUGAGGAAAUAAGCAAGUCGACACUAGCAUCUACAAUGGACCAGAUGCCGCCAACGAAUGUUGGGCCUAUCGAGACGGCAAUCAGAGAAGAAUUAUUGAGCAGUCCUUUGAGAAACUCAAUGCAGAAGCAAAAUUCUCCAAGACCUUCGAAGGUCUCCAAGAAGCCCAAGGUUCCGGGACCAAGCCAAUCAUCAACAAUUCCACAAGCAUCGCAAGCUCCCAAACGGCCUGACUAUGAUUCCUACUCUACAGCACAGCUGAUGAAAGAGAUUGCAUCUUAUCGAUUCAAACCUAUCAAAAACCGUGACCAGAUGCUAACAUUACUCGAGAAGUGUUGGGAAGGAAAGAAUAGGGUCGCAUUGGGUGUUUUGGGAACCAAUAAGAUUCUGUCAACAUCUCCUGUCAAAGAUUCAAGUUCAGCGAAAGCACCACCCGCUUCAAGCCAAAACACCUCCCCAAAGCGACCUCGAGGAAGGCCAAGGAAGGACAGUGCCGCAAGCCCAGAAGCAUCUCCAGCAAAACCAAAGACGAAAGCGAAAGUUGGCCGGCCGAAGAAAACGGAGACGGUUGAAUUUUUAGAAUUUGACAGCGAUACCCCUUUGUCACAAAUUCGUACGCCCAAAAAGUCACAGAAGAAAGCCAAGAAGUUGGUUGAUGAAAUCUCUGAUUCCGAUACUCCGAUGACCCCUUCUCCACCUCGACGUCGCGCCUCUCAACUUGGAUCAUCGCCCUUGCCGUUGCGACUCUUGAACCCGGCCGAAGAAGAAAUGGCGGAAACGACUCCGGCUGAGCUGCAAACAUUCCUCUUCUCCCACAUCACGAAAGCAGUCACCAGCCUUCCACCGUCUACGGAUCCCUUGAAGCCGAAUUGGCAAGAGAAGAUCCUUCUCUACGACCCUAUCGUCCUUGAGGACUUGACGCUAUGGCUGAACACUGGGGCAUUGGAUAAGGUUGGCUGGGAUGGCGAGGUGCUAGCCAAGGAAGUGAAGAAAUGGUGUGAGAGUAAGAGUGUUUGCUGUCUGUGGAGAGAGAAUCUGAGGGGUGGUUCGCGAUGUCGUUAUUGA
Lachnellula hyalina is the source of this 2685-nucleotide messenger RNA. RefSeq names its product Structure-specific endonuclease subunit slx4 (gene slx4). Gene Ontology annotation, biological process: DNA repair; regulation of DNA-templated transcription; DNA replication. Gene Ontology annotation, cellular component: Slx1-Slx4 complex; nucleus. Gene Ontology annotation, molecular function: 5'-flap endonuclease activity; DNA binding. Lineage: Eukaryota; Fungi; Ascomycota; Leotiomycetes; Helotiales; Lachnaceae. The transcript has a single exon. Bases 1 to 2685 code for a protein of 894 amino acids. The record is from RefSeq and is a predicted model, not a curated record.